AUGCAUAUGCAUCAGGAUAUCGAUGGAACCCUCCUCAUCCUAGCCGCCUUCAAGGGUUUAUUGAAGCUUAUCCAUCAAGUAACCUCAUUUGAGGUCGACAUGACGUUUCAACGAGUUCAGGAAGUUGUCGUCCGGAAAACCACAAACAAGAAAGAAGUUCUAGAGAUCAAUGAAUGGGAGAUGGUUAUUUAUUACAAGCCCGUUCAGCGAGCACUUACGAUAAUGCGUGUCUACACAAACCAUUCCGAUGCUGUUUCCUACGAGAAACUAUUUGAUGCUGUUCAGAAGGUCAUGCUUGAACUCACUGGCCAAUCCAUAGCUUUCAAAUGGCUACGCUCCGAGGGAAAUUUACUGGCAAUGGUGGUGGAUAUGGAGAUAGCGCAGGUGCAGGGUGCAGCGGCUUUGUUUAAGAAGACCCAGGUGCCUUCGCACAGCCCGUUAGAUGGAAGCAGGCCCGAGUCGUUCCCUCCAUACUUUGUCAAGUUGUGCAAGGUGCACGCCAAACGGGGUCUGCACAAUUACAGGCAUAGUCUAGACAAGGCAGACUAUGACCACAUCGUCAGCUAUAUGAAUCACAUCAAGACAAAGCAAGAUCUCGAAGAUUUUCAUUCGUAUAUUCUUUCCUUAAAGAAUGCUAAACUGACAGCUUGGUGGAAGCAUAAACGAUCGAUAUCUUGGAUACUUCCAUGUACAAUUCGUGGUCUCUCUCCUGUGGGGGAGGAAGAUUGGGAUGCUACGUCUAACCACACUAAUACCAGUGAGGGGCAACAUGCAUGGACAAAAAGGUUGACCGACAUGCAUCACAAACUUGUCACGGCAAUCAAAACAGGUCGCAAUGUAGAUGCAACGGUCCUCGAAGAGGUACAGGCGGCUAUGGAAUGCAGGUUACCCAACAACACUCAGAACGAGCUUCUUCAUCGCCAAACACGUAACACUUCACAUUGCAGUAACCAAGCAAACAAAGCAAAAAAGGCAGCAGAACAAGUUGGCAAGACAGCUGAGCUACAGAAAGAGCUGUCUUCAGCACAACAGCAAUUAGAUUUGGCGAAGGCGAAGAGGGAUGGCUUGAAACAUCAACUCAAGGAGACAAAGUUGGUGACAACCUCAUCUGGUGCUAUUCGCAAGAAUAGGAUGCUGAAGAAGACGCAAGAGCAGUCAAGCUCGAGUGGUUGA
This is a messenger RNA of Marasmius oreades (fairy-ring Marasmius), 1173 nucleotides long. RefSeq lists its product as uncharacterized. The transcript is spliced from 5 exons. The record is from RefSeq and is a predicted model, not a curated record. NCBI's taxonomy places the organism in Eukaryota, Fungi, Basidiomycota, Agaricomycetes, Agaricales, Marasmiaceae. Bases 1 to 1173 code for a protein of 390 amino acids.